ACGCCUUGUUGUAUAUCCCUGUCUAUGGGAAGUGAUGAGGAAAAGGGGACAGGAGGGGUGAACUGGAGGAAGGGGUGUGUCUUUAUAAAGAGAGGAGAGAGGGAGAGUGAAGGCGAGCAGUUGAACGAGCCUAGAGGCUGAGAGGGGUUGGACACAGCAACAGCAUUGGACACAGCCACAGAGAGUGGGUGGAGAAAAAACACUUUCCCUGAACAGUGCAGCACAGUGAACCCUCUGACCUGACGGACUACACCUUCUCCUCAACCUGGUCAUUUUGUUCUCCUCUGUAAAGAAGCCAUGAAGACCCCACUGUGGACCCUCCUGUUAUUGAGUCUGUGUGCACCAGGUCACAGCGACUGUCAAGGGGAUUGUUUAACCUGUGGACUUCUGCUGCCUCCACAGCAAGCCUUCAACACCCUUGUGUGUCUGCUGGAGUGCGAGGCCCAGGCAUCCCCGGCUCAUACAUGGGAUCUGUGCAAACGGGCAGUGGGCUUGAACUCGCCUGCCUUGCCUCCAGAAGAAGGGGCUGUAUCAAAGCGUUCAGAGAAUGAAGCGGACGAAAUGGAGCCACUGGCCAUGGUGAGUGUAGAGAAUGAUGGAAGCGUGGAGUUCUCAGAAGCGUUGGAGCGUUUCCGCCAUGCAGCACAAGCCCUGGGGUCUUCCUACGAAGCACAGCUCGACUCACAGAUGCAGGAGGAAGCAGAGCAAGGACAAAACAUGAAUGCAGAGGAGGAGCAGGACGGCUCCAAUGGCAUAGAUUUGUCCAAGCGAUUCGGUGGCUUCCUCAAGGGCCGCCACGGAUUCAGGAAGCUGGUGGGCUCCGGAAGGCCUCUGCAGAAGCGAUACGGAGGCUUCAUUGGGAUCCGCAAGUCAGCCCGAAAGUGGAACAACCAGAAGCGUGUGAGCCAGUUGCUAAGGCAGUACCUGAGCCUCACUGCCCGCUCAGGCCGCUCGGGCCGAUUUAACAACCUCUCCACCGCCGUGGUUCGACAAAAAAAUGAAGUUUGAGUGCUCUGUGAACGAGUGCUGACCUUUCCUCAUACCUCUGUCAUGUAUCUCAACCCAAGACAUGCUAAAAAAUAUUGCAAGAUAUUGUGCUCCCACUGAGGAAUGUUGUUUUUUCUCCUUUUCCACUACUGACAUUUCCAUGAAGCAGUAAACUACCAAACUCCAGUUCAAGCUUAUUGUUCACAUAGCCCAGUUGAAUAAUCGACAGGCAGUUUGUUAACAAUUCUUAAUGUUAGGUUUUAAUCCGAUGACCAACUUCGAAACAACAGGCUAUUUGUUCUGAAUUUUCAACAGCUGGCAUUCUUACUAAGUUUAUGAACCAUUCGUAAUAAGUUUGAAACAUUCGUAAUACAUUUGAACCGUGGCAAAAAUAAAAGCAGUGCACUAAAACGUCCACUGAGCAUGUGCAUCAGUAUCAUGUGCAGGCAGCUCUGGAUGUGUGAGGAAUUGCAGAGCACCCUGAAUGUUUGUCUGGUUCUGUGAAUGUCAUGAGAGUGAAAAGCACUUUAUAUUUUAACUUCCUACCUUGCACAUUGUUGGUCGCACUCAGUCUAGGUUAUUUUGAAUGCAAGGAUGACCAUUCCAUUCAGGAGUCCCAGUUCAGUUGUAAGAUGGGUGAAUGUUUGUUUUCUUUGUCUUAUUUUUUUUUUUGUUAUUUUUCAUUUGUAUCUGUUCGUUGUACAUCAGUACUCAUCUGAGAACUUUCAGAAAAAAGUUGAUUUGGUUAAAAGGACACAGCUGUGCCUUUAGGUCUAUUAGCUAAGAUCCUGGGUGAUGCUCCUCACAGUACCUGGGCUAAUGUGAAGCACUGUACACAGGGAGCCAUUUUAGACAGCUUGGAGUCCUGCUCUUUUGUGUCUGAGCACAAUUUAUUUCCACGAGGAAAUGCUGCCAUCUAGAGUUCACAUAUGUUCACCCUCCAGAAUUACUGGGGACAUAUUCACAAACACACGCGCUGAUCUAAACUCACUUUAAUAUUAGAAUCAUACCACCUGUACUUCCACACAGGCCACUUUAUUUGAAACGUGACAAGUAUGUCUGUUCAUUGGCCACUUUAUUAGAAACCCCUACUCUGUACUUCCACACACUGGCCACUCUAUUAGAAACACCUACCCUAUAGUUUCACACACUGGCCAUUUUAUUAGAAACACCUACCUUGUACUUCCACUCACUGGCCACUUU
Messenger RNA from Astyanax mexicanus (Mexican tetra), 2190 nucleotides. It is a transcript of the gene pnocb, whose product is annotated as prepronociceptin b. Gene Ontology annotation, molecular function: opioid receptor binding. Bases 298 to 1008 code for a protein of 236 amino acids. Gene Ontology annotation, cellular component: dendrite; neuronal cell body; axon terminus. The record is from RefSeq and is a predicted model, not a curated record. Gene Ontology annotation, biological process: neuropeptide signaling pathway; sensory perception; chemical synaptic transmission. NCBI's taxonomy places the organism in Eukaryota, Metazoa, Chordata, Actinopteri, Characiformes, Acestrorhamphidae. The transcript has 3 exons.